CACGUCUGUUUCCUCCGUCUCCCCUCCGUCGCGCUUCCCUCUCUCUCUCUCUCUACUGCAAACUACAGCUUCAAAAUCCUCAAGAAAAGCGCCGCCGGCGUCGCCUCCACCGCCGCCUGGUGAUGAUUCGUUGCAGUAGAAAAUCACUUGCUCUGAACCCUAACUUCCUCAAAUCCUACUCCUCUCUCCGCGCCUUCUCUUCCCCAACCCCGUGCGACUUCCCCACCACCUCCUCCGUUGACCACACACGCGGCUUCCAUGAAGCCACCCGAAGCCCCCUUCCGAUAUUAGGCUUUAAAAAGGGAGGCCCACUUUCAUUACUACUCGCAGCUAAAGCUCCCUACCCCAGCUGUAAUUUCCUCAGAAGCUACUGCUCCGAAAACAUUGGCCGGGAUGGCGUUAAGUCGAGCGAGUGGACUGAGGAGAUCGAGUAUCUCGAUGAAUCGGGCGGUGUCAUAUACACCGGCAAGGGCGUGCGGUCGGUGGAGCCGGGGCUCGAUGACCACGUCAUGAUUGGUGACAUCAGGAAGCCCCUCCACAACAUCUCCGCAGUCGCGAAGAUCGUCGAGGUCGUGAAGCGGUGGAAAUGGGGGCCCGAGCUCGAGACCCAACUAGACAAGCUCCAGUUCGUCCCCAACACGACCCAUAUCGUACAGGCUCUGAAGGUCAUCAACGAGAGCGACGCGUCUCUCAGCCUCUUUCGCUGGGCUAAGCGGCAACCUUGGUACGUGCCCAAUGAUGAGUGUUACCUUAUGCUGUUUGAUGGGUUGAAUCAAAACAGAGACUUCGAUGGGAUUCAGCAACUGUUUGAUGAAAUGGUUUCUGGUAAAGGCAUUGCUGCUUCUGCUACGGCUUACAAUCGGGUUAUUCAGUACUUGGCUAAAGCCGAGAAAUUGGAGGUUUCGUUCUGUUGUUUCAAGAAAGCCCGAGAUUCGGGCUGUAAGAUCGAUGCGCAGACAUAUAAUGCCCUCAUUAACGUGUUCUUGAACAAGGGCUUGCCUUACAAGGCGUUCGAGAUAUAUGAGAGCAUGGAAGCGGCUGAAAGUUCGUUGGAGGGGUCGACUUAUGAGUUAAUGAUUCCUAGCCUGGCUAAAUCGGGCCGCCUCGAUGCCGCUAUGAAGCUCUUCCAAGAAAUGAAAUCAAGGAGGUACCGCCCGAGCUAUAAUGUCUUUGCCUCGCUGGUUGAUUCCAUGGGGAAAGCUGGGAGACUCGAUACGUCCAUGAAGGUUUAUAUGGAAUUGCCGGUUCACGGUUUAAGGCCCUCUGCAACAAUGUUUGUUUCCCUGAUUGAGUCGUUUGUGAAGGCGGGCAAGUUGGAGACCGGGAUUAGGCUAUGGGAUGACAUGAAGAAGGCUGGGUUCAGGCCUAAUUUCGGGCUAUACACUCUGAUCAUCGAGUCCCAUGCAAAGUCGGGGAAGCUGGACAUUGCGAUGUCUGCCUUCACAGAUAUGGAGAAGGCUGGAUUCUUGCCAACCCCAUCCACCUACUCCUGUCUCUUGGAGAUGCAUGCUGCUUCUGGACAAGUAGAUGCUGCCAUGAAGCUUUACAAUUCCAUGACCAAUGCAGGCCUGAAACCGGGUCUUAGCACUUGUACUGCCCUCUUGACUCUCUUGGCCAAUAAGAAGCUCGUGGAUGUAGCUGCAAAGAUACUGCUCGAGAUGAAAUCAAUGGGAUUCUCUGUAGAUGUGAGUGCCAGUGAUGUCCUGAUGGUAUAUAUCAAGGACGGUUCUGUUGAUCUUGCUUUGAGGUGGCUACAGUUCAUGGGAUCAUCUGGUAUUAGGACGAACAACUUUAUCAUUAGACAGCUGUUUGAAUCUUGCAUGAAGAACGGUCUAUAUGAGUCCGCCAAGCCCCUCCUAGAGACCUACGUGAACUCUGCAGCAAAGGUGGAUCUGAUACUCUACACAUCGAUUCUCGCCUAUAUGGUAAGGUGCCAGGAAGAGCAGCAGGAGAGGCAGCUGAUGGCUAUACUAAGUGCGACGAGACACAAAGCCCAUGACUUUAUGUGUGGGCUGUUCACCGGCCCAGAACAGAGGAAGCAGCCUGUCUUAUCAUUUGUUCGGGAGUUCUUCCAUGGGAUUGACUAUGAACUGGAAGAAGGGGCAGCUAGGUAUUUUGUGAACGUUCUCCUUAAUUACCUUGUCCUAAUGGGGCAGAUUAACAGGGCUCGAUGCGUUUGGAAAGUCGCAUAUGAGAAUAAACUCUUCCCAAAAGCAAUCGUGUUUGAUCAGCACAUUGCAUGGUCCCUCGAUGUCAGGAAUUUGUCCGUGGGGGCUGCUCUUAUAGCUGUUGUGCAUACCCUCCAUAGGUUCAGGAAGAGGAUGCUUUACUACGGUGUGAUACCAAGAAGAAUCAAGUUAGUUACAGGGCCCACUUUGAAGAUUGUAGUUGCACAGAUGCUUAGCUCAGUGGAAUCCCCUUUCGAGGUUAGUAAGGUGGUUCUCAGAGCUCCAGGGGAUUCGGUGAUGCAGUGGUUCAAGAAACCAAUCGUUCAGCAGUUUCUUCUGAAUGAAAUCCCAUCGAGGGCUGACAUUCUCAUGCACAAGUUAAAUAUAUUAUUUCCCAGCUCGGCUCCUGAGAUUAGAUCUUUGUCCCCUCCUAAGCCCCUCAUGUCUGGGAAAUCAUUUUAAGUAGAGCUAAAUAAAGUGUUUUACGGCAAUUCAUGACUGCA
Punica granatum (pomegranate) is the source of this 2671-nucleotide messenger RNA. The record is from RefSeq and is a predicted model, not a curated record. Lineage: Eukaryota; Viridiplantae; Streptophyta; Magnoliopsida; Myrtales; Lythraceae.